UGGUUUGUACCUCCAGCCCACAUUUAAUGGCUCACAGAAAUUCCUGAACUUACUUUUAGUUCUAGCUCUAGCUCGAGGGUUAUUCUGCUAUUAAACUUCUCAUGCAUGGCAGUCUUCAACUUUUCUAGUGCAGUACUGUUUCUACUAUUGGCAGUGGUGAUCAAUAAUCUUAAGCUAUCACUCUGUCAAGAGCUGAUCAGGUAUGCUCUGUUCACCUCUGGUCCUGUUGGAGGCUUCCAUACAUCAGGAGUGGUGCCUGCCAUUGAGUUAGCAGAGGAGCUGAUUAAUGCUGACAUCUCUAUUUUACCUGGCUACAACCUCACUCACACACCUGUGGUGGACACAAUGUGUGAUAGAACUGUGUCGCUGAAUGAAUACUUUGAUGCCAUUUCUCCACCCCACCCGACUGUGCUUGGUCUCCUGGGCUGUGGCUGCUCAGUGGCCUCCACUCCUGUGGCAGAGAUCAUUCACCACAACAGUAUCUCACAGGUAUCGUACGCGUCGUCUUCGAUUGAGUUGAGUGACAGAAGUCGUUUCCUCAACUUCUUCCAUACCUACCCCUCUGAUGCUGACUUUGCUCCAGCCGUAGUCAGCCUCAUUCAAGAGUACGGCUGGAGACGCAUUGCCUUCAUCACUCAAGAUGAGAGCUUGUUUACUGAGGUUCUGGUUAAUCUAAGAGGUCCUCUGAACUCCCUUGGUAUUGGAAUUGUUAACAAGAUAGUUUCUUCAACCGUUUAUAACAAUGGAUUCAGCACCUCAGAUGCUGAUUUGAUUUUUGAAAAGGAUGGCCAUCGAGUUUUCUUUAUCAAUGCUUUCUCAAACCUUGGUCGAAAGAUUAUGUGCGAGGCAUACAUAAGAGGUUUCAUCUAUCCCAAUUAUGCGUGGUUGACCUACGGCUGGUACCAGGACAGGUGGUGGACAGAGGAGGUGAACCCAGAGCCAACAAACUGCACUGAUGACCAACUAGCAGAGGCCCUGCACAGAUCCAUUGCACUUCAGUUGCGACCAGAGUUGAAUGACUCUAAAACCAUUACAGAAUCUCAAUUGAAACCUACAGAAUUUGAUUCUCUAUAUAAAAGAAGGCUUGCAAUUAAUACUCAAGAUAACUAUACGUACACCUUUUUCGCAACCGUGGCUUACGAUGCACUCUGGACAUUUGCUCUGGCGCUGAACAGGACCAAUGAGAUGAUUGGCGGUCUGAUAAGGGAGGAGAUUUUGAACAUGACUCAGUGUGGAGGGACUGAUGAGGAGACUGGUGUAAAGUGGGAAGUGGUGUCACUGGAGAACUUCACCUACUCCAAUCAGCUCAUGGGCUGCAUCAUCAGGUGGAACCUGGAGAGAACAGACUUUGUGGGGGUGUCUGGUCAAGUCACAUUUGACGACACUGGAUCAAGAGUUUUUGAUGACGUGAUGUUCUUUCAGUACCGAUUAUCAGCCAACAACUCUAGUUUGACACGUGUGUUAUUUGCAUCUUCUCACAGCAUCAAUAAGUCCAGUGCAGAAUUCAUAUACAUUAAUGGAGAAAACAAUAACUCAGUUUUUCCCCAGGGUAUACCACCUGAUGGGAUACCAAUUCCUCAGAUUCUCACUUACCAUUUAGCUCUGGUGAUUCCCUACUACAUAUUGGCAGCUGUCGGCCUUGUCUUCUGUACUGUGUGCCUGAUCUUCAAUUUUACGCAGAGAAAAAAGAAGAUUGUCAAAAUAACAAGUCCGAACAUAAACUACAUCAUCAUUGUUGGCGCCUACAUGAUGUACUCCUCUAUAUACUUCAGAAUUUUACCCAGUAAAGACUUCACUCUGAACGUUGUGAGAUGUUUUAUUGAUUACCUUGCAAGCAUAACAGGAUACAACUUGGCAUACGCAGCAAUUCUUGUCAAAAUGGGAAGAGUUUACUAUAUUUUCCACAACCCAUCAUUGACAAAAAAGACACUAAAAGAUUGGAAGCUUUUCUUGAUAGCCAUCAGUAUUUCAAGCGUUGGUGUCAUCUUAGCUGUAUUGCAAGUCGCAGUGCCACAGCUUCAACCAAUACCACACGUGUCAAAUUCAUCUGAGUCAACUCAGCAAAUUUUUAAUGAAUUAGGGGUUAUGAUUGAACAGCAGGUUUAUGUUUGUUUCAGUUUUGGUCAAAACACAUUCGCAACAAUCUGGAUUGUGCUAAUAGUUGUAUAUACAGCUCUGCUCCAAAUUGUCGGGCUUAUUCUGGCUUUUCAGACCAGAAAAGUGAAAAUCAAGCAAUUGCAUGACUCGAAGUACAUUGCGGGAAUGAUUUACGCUUCUGCAAUUUCCCUUGUGAUCAACGCUAUAGCCAUAGCAAUCGAUGGUUCUCUCUUAAACACUGUUGAAACACUCUUCUCUGGUAGUCUACUGGCUGCAACAACCGUCUUCUUAGCACUUGCAUUUAUUCCCACGAUGGUCAGUUUGUACCGAGACUCGACAGGGAAGUUUAUUAUGGGUGAGAGGAGGAACUCAGUAACAGGAAAUAAGAUGAGUGGACUGUCUGACGUAGAGAGAAGAACGGUGGAAAGUAAACAAACUCAAAUGGAGCUAAGGAUACAAGAGUUGGAGAAAGUAGUGCGAAGCUAUGAGCCAAGUCAUGCUUGUUUGUUUUUACAGAGUAAUUCAUGUGUCAGUCAAAAAGAGGUGAACAGUUCUACCGUGACGUCUAAUAGAUCUGGUGAAAAUUUCCAACCAUGAUGUAAACACCCUGGGUACACAACAUUUCAUUUUUGCUUCUAGUUAUUGUGUGUGUCGUUGCAUGGAGGAGUAGCACUAGGACAUUAAUUUGUCUUUCAUUGUCCAAUACUAAAUGUUGUUUAUACUUUGGC
Molecule: messenger RNA, 2825 nt
Organism: Halichondria panicea
Lineage: Eukaryota; Metazoa; Porifera; Demospongiae; Suberitida; Halichondriidae
Product: gamma-aminobutyric acid type B receptor subunit 2-like
Exons: 15
Coding region: 106-2694 (862 amino acids)
Biological process (GO): gamma-aminobutyric acid signaling pathway; G protein-coupled receptor signaling pathway
Cellular component (GO): membrane; G protein-coupled receptor heterodimeric complex
Molecular function (GO): G protein-coupled GABA receptor activity
Source: RefSeq, a predicted model, not a curated record